Messenger RNA from Loa loa (African eye worm), 2268 nucleotides. RefSeq lists its product as hypothetical. The record is from RefSeq and is a predicted model, not a curated record. The transcript has 12 exons. Gene Ontology annotation, molecular function: lysophospholipid acyltransferase activity. Lineage: Eukaryota; Metazoa; Nematoda; Chromadorea; Rhabditida; Onchocercidae. Gene Ontology annotation, cellular component: mitochondria-associated endoplasmic reticulum membrane contact site; membrane. Gene Ontology annotation, biological process: phosphatidylinositol biosynthetic process; lipid modification. The coding region runs from base 118 to 1644 and encodes 508 amino acids.
UUUCAGAACACGUAAUAUGGUUGCAAGGAGCAGUUAAGAAGGAACAAUGAUGGAAGAUUGGAGGAAUACCACAAUCAAAAUGGGAUGCUGUGCAAAUACCUGUUUUGAGGUUUAUUGAUGUCCGUUUGUAUGGUUUUUGAAUCAAUUUCGGCAGUAAAUCACACGAAAAUCAGUAUGUGGGAAGCUUUAUCUGAAUUACUUAUGGAAAGGAUCGAUGAUUUAAUUUACAGUGAAUUGCUCAUUAUUUCUUUUUUCUUCUCUAUGAUUAUGCGACAGGUGCGCUGGGGCAUAAUUCGUGAAAUAUGUGGUGGAAUUAUUGGCAUUUCAUUGGUUUACUACUUUACUGGUUGGAAACUACUGUAUUCGCUUUUCAUUGUAAUUUUGAAUGUCAUUAUAAAUUCAGUCGUGAAGAACCGGUAUUUACCGUUGGCAUCUUUCAUUAUCACAUUCGUUUACUUAGGAAUUCUUCGAGCUGUACAUUUAAUUGGGUUCCCAGCUCUUGUUUCGCAUUCAAAUGCCGUACAGCUAAUUGUGACGUUACGACUUGUUGGUUUAAGUUUCGAAAUUGCCGAUGGUAGAAGAAAAGAUGAAAUGAAAUUCGAUCCAAAUAAGACACGGUUCAUUGAAGAACCGUCGUGGUGGCAGACAUUUUUAUAUUCAUAUAAUUUUCCAGGCCUUUUUACUGGUCCAUAUUACACAUAUGCAAUGUACCGAGAUGUUGUUAAUAAUGAUAAUAUAAUGGAAAUAUGCGUUUGGGAACAUAUUAAAUGGCGUUUAUAUAAUUUUGCAUGGUCAUUACCUGCUUUUGUUUUACUUUUAUAUACUUUCCCACUUGAGAUGAUGCGCAAAGAUGAAUUUUUCGAUGAAACAGUCUAUUACCGAAUAUCGGUUAGUUUUUUGGUAUUUUUGUGGAUGCGGUGUCGUGUAUACAGCGCGUGGAUGGUUGCUGAAUCAAUCUGUGUACUGAAUGGAAUUGGAAUUUAUCCGGAAGAAAGUUGUCCAUUGGCUGGGAAAGGACCCAGCAGAAUUGACAUUUUAAAAGAACAGAUGAAUAAAAAGGAAACCAAUUAUAAUUCGGAAGCAGUACGUAAUUUGGAUAUUUGGUCGAUCGAACUGAAUGCUACAUUUCGAGGUGGUAUGAGAGCUUGGAACCGUACGGUUCAAUUCUGGCUUGCAAAUUAUGUGUAUAAACGUGUGCCGCGAUCUUUGGGAAUGUUACUGACAAUGUCAGUGAGUGCAUUUUGGCAUGGCAUACAUCCAGGUUAUUUCCUAUCUUUUCUUACGGUCCCCCUUUGCACACUGGCAGAGGACAGUGUUCUAUCAGUAAUGCCAAAGGAUCGUAAUGACAAACUACCGCUUUCGUUCAUUAUUUUUUGGUAUAUCAUACGACAACUUGGUUUUGCAUUAAUGGCAUCGGGGUUUUUGUUACUGACGUGGCGUGACACUAUUCGUUAUUGGAAUUCGGUGUACUUCCAUGUACACUGGAUUAUGAUUACAGUUAUUGUAUUCUCAUGGUUUUACAAAUCAUUGGUGGUUUCAGCAGGAAGUACGAAGUCAUUCAAAGCAAAUGUUAAGGCGAAACUAGACAACAGUUCAAUUACGAAGGAAGAAGCCGGUGAUUCGAUGGUUAAAAAAAUGGAUUGAAUGAGUCUUUUAUCAGUCGAAAUCCUAUAGAAAGUUUGAUUUUCUUUUGAAGUGAACCACAUGAAGACAAUCUUCUGGACCAGUCAAUUUAUGCCUCAUUCGGAAAAUUUUUUGUAAUACCGGAUUCGACAUUUUAGUUUUUAAAUUGUAGGGAUCCUUACUGCUUUACUAGUUUAUUUUAUGAUAUUUUUUGCUUGUGCGAGAUUUGUGGGAAAUGUUUGUUAUACAAAAUUCCGGUUACUUUCUUUUAUUUCUGUGUGCAAACUGCAUCGAUUAAGCAGAUCAGAAUAAUGGGUAUAAAUAUGCAAGUAGUUAUGGUGAUGUUAAUUUAUUAUUUCGACUACCUUUUUGGCUCCCAACAAAACAAGAGUAGUUGUAUUGAAGGAAUAUCAAUGUUUAUAGAGUCAUUCGUAUACAUGAAUAUAUCUAUGCUUUGUUAUAGUAAAAGUUCUGAUUGUGGUUAUUCUUAUAUGUUGCAGAUAAAUGGUAAGAGCUGAAAAAAGUAGUAUUAUCUUCUGUUUCGCAGAAAUGCUGAUUGAUUCUGAUGAUAUAUAUGAAUCUCAGUUCUUUCUUUUAAUCUCAGUUUCUCCUUUUGUAAGAAUGUUUGUUCGAUUGCUUUCUCAG